CGCGCGGAAGAGGAAAGCCAGCUUCGAGCUUGUCAAAAACAAGCUAACUUAGCAACGGUAGUUGAGCUAGUACCUUUUAUUCUCCGAAACAGUAAUAAACGAAGUAAGCCUGUGGGAGUAAACUGAACAAAAUGCACCACGUCAAGAUAAAAACAGAAAGGCCAGAUCUGGAGAGCACAGGUCCUCGCGGGAGGUUGGAUGCUGUGCUAAAGGGUUUAGUAGAAAAGAGUGAAAAUGAAAGAGAACCAAAUGAAGACCCAGGAAAGUUGUCAGUGGAUGCUUUAAGCAAAGAUUUGUCUCCAUCAUCUGCUGGAAAAAGACCUUCAGCAAGAUUUCCACAGCACAGAAGGAAGAAAAGAAAGGAGAUGGAUGAGGGCAUCCCAGAGACGAAUCAACACAAACAGAAUGCAUACAUUAUUAAGUUGUUUGAUCGCAGUGUUGAUUUAGCUCAAUUCAACACCACCACCCCACUGUAUCCAAUCUGCCGUUCCUGGAUGAGAAACAAUCCUUCUGUUAGGGAACCCGCAGUUUCUCCAAGAUCCCCUCAAAGCAUACCAGAAGAGGAGGUCACAGACAUGAUGAAUGGCAAAGGUCAGAAUGUGUACCGACUUCCUCCUCCAUCUGCCUGUCCAGUGUGCCCAUCUGGCGAACUCAUCAAUCUCAGGAUCCCACAGACUGAAAAGCCCACUAUUUCCAAGUUCACAGAGGUUCCCGUGUCAGGAGCUCUCAUCAGUGACCAUAUGGAACGUUGGAAAAAGAUAAGACAGAAAUGGAAGGAAUGCUCCAAUAAAAACCAGAUGAGAUACAGUGAGAGCAUCAAGGUUCUGAAGGAAAUGAAGGAGCUCUAUGACCACUGACUGCCUGCAUUGUAUUUGUUUGCAGCAGAAUGGACUCUCCACAGUUGGAAAGGAGCCAUGCAUUCAUAUUUGAUGUUCGCUGACUCCUGCAUACAACCAUAGAUGAGUAGAAAAGAAUAGCAGAACUUUGAACCUUAACAGACAUUUUGUCCCUUAAGUUACAGAAAAGAUAUUUGGCAAUUUCCUGUGUGGGGGUAUGUUGGAGUGUCAGACCUGAUACUCAAGUACAUUUUGUGUAAAUGUCUACAUAAAUGACUUUUGAGGUAGUAUUUUUCUCACACACACACUGGUACGUUCUUGAUAUAACCCAAAAAUGAUUAAAGUCUACUGUAAUGUA
Molecule: messenger RNA, 1194 nt
Organism: Gambusia affinis (western mosquitofish)
Lineage: Eukaryota; Metazoa; Chordata; Actinopteri; Cyprinodontiformes; Poeciliidae
Gene: lin37
Product: lin-37 DREAM MuvB core complex component
Exons: 10
Coding region: 132-857 (241 amino acids)
Biological process (GO): negative regulation of transcription by RNA polymerase II
Cellular component (GO): Myb complex; transcription repressor complex
Source: RefSeq, a predicted model, not a curated record